AAUCAAUUUUGAGAAAGAAAGAAGCUUGGGAUUUGCUUACGAAUGAGUUCAAUUCAAAUUCGAAUGUCUACAAGCGUGAGACGGUUACAUUAAGGAGGGCGUGGAAAAAUAUGAAGGCAGUCGCACGAAAGGCUCGGGCAGUAGAAAGGGGUAAUUUAUUUCGAACGGGCGGUGGGCCACCGGUGCCAUCAACAUCACGGCAAGUAGAAGCAAUAGUGGACAUGGUGGAAGAGGCUGCUCCCGCAAUGAUUUGCGAAAUCUCCAACAACUUUGACAGCGAUGGGGCAAUUUUGCUAAACAUGGAAAAUAGCCAAUCUAGCUCCAUUGAGUUUUUAGAUAUGAUCACGGAAGCAAAUGAGGAAUCCGACGUAAACUUCAAAGCCAUAAGCAUAAAUUAUGAAGGUGAACCAAAUGUUGCAGUACACAGUAAUGAAACUGGCCACCAACAAAAAGUGGAAAAGGAGCAAGUACGCAGACCAAGCGACUACGUUCGGCGGGAGGCAGCAUUACGGGUAAGGUACCUAGAGAAGAGAGAGAAGCUUAAGCUUGAAUUAGUCAAAACACAGUUGGAAGUUGAGCAAAUAAAAAAAAGAGCAGCCUUGUUGGAAGAGCAAAAAAACCAAGUAUUACUACAAAAGGCUAAAAUAGAUUUUGAAGAGGCAAAAAAAAAAUCGUUCAAUAAAUUAAAGACAUAGUUAAUAUUUCAACAUCUAAAGACUUUUAUUUGUAGCAAAAGAUCUUAGGAAAAAAAUCUGUCUACCAGAGAUUGACGCGCAAUAAAACCGUUGCUGUUGGAGUUUUCAUUGAUU
Molecule: messenger RNA, 809 nt
Organism: Rhagoletis pomonella (apple maggot)
Lineage: Eukaryota; Metazoa; Arthropoda; Insecta; Diptera; Tephritidae
Exons: 6
Coding region: 111-695 (194 amino acids)
Source: RefSeq, a predicted model, not a curated record